This is a messenger RNA of Paramecium pentaurelia, 860 nucleotides long. The record is from the annotation of a GenBank genome assembly. Lineage: Eukaryota; Ciliophora; Oligohymenophorea; Peniculida; Parameciidae.
AUGUUGAAAAAGUACUCUUCAAUAGCCUAGAUGCAGCAAGAUAGUGCCAAAUCUGAUAGGUAGUAUCCAGUUUUGAAUAAGAUUUCUGUUUGCAUAUCGUAACAAUGUCUAUGAUCUAACACAUUUUGUAGAUGAUCAUCCUGGAGGAAGGUUCUCUCUCUAAACCUUCAAGGGUAAAGACUUAGAGAAUGUACCUUCAUUUAUUUUUAAUUCAGAUUCUAUUUAAUGCAUCCAUCCACAGACACUAACCCUCAGUACUCUCUUCUCUUGAACAAUAUAAAUGUGGUGUCAUUGAAACUAAAAAUCCAUAAGACAAUAAACCUAAGGCUCAAGUUACUGCUACACCUAAAUCGAAAACACCUUAAAAGAAUGACCAAAUCUGUAAAACCUAAAUGUCUGAUGACAAGACAAAUAGAUCAAAUCUAACAUCAAAAUCUAAAGUCAGUAUUUAAUAGCAAAGCAAUUUACUAUCAACUGAAUCAAAUUAAGUAAAGAAAUCAAACUUAAAAUAAACUUCCAAAACCUAAUCUAUCAAUAAAACAGAAAAUAUUAUUGCAGAAUCAACUACAACAAUAAAAUCUAAAUCUGAUAUAAAUAUCUUAAAUCAAUAAAGGCUUUACGAUACAUAACAACCUUAAGUUUCAUCUAGUUAACUUUCUAUAGUUUCUAAUCCUAAAAUUUCACUUUUAUCCCCACAAAUUAUUCAUGAAGAAGAUGAAUCUUAACCUUCUCCAUUAAAUAAUAAUGUCGAUAAAUUUGAAUCAGGAUUUAUUCCAGAAGACUUAGUGAAUUUAAAAGUUCCCAUUUUAAAUUACUAACUUAAAGGAUAUCUUAGGUAGAAAUAUACCUUAAAAAAUUGA